AUGUCUCAAGAUAAUUACAAUUUCAAGUUUAGCCAAUGCUUUGGGGACAAAGCAGAUAUUGUCGUCACUGAAGCAGAUAUUAUUACAGCAUCUGAAUUCGAUCAUACUGGUAACUAUUUAGCUACAGGUGAUAAAGGUGGUAGAGUCGUCUUAUUCGAAAGAAAUAAUAAUAAACAUUGUGAAUACAAGUUUUUGACUGAAUUUCAAUCGCACGAUGCAGAGUUCGAUUAUUUAAAAUCAUUGGAAAUUGAAGAAAAGAUAAAUCAAAUAAAAUGGUUAAAACCAAUUCAAAAAUCUCAUUUACUUCUAAGUACAAAUGAUAAGACCAUAAAACUGUGGAAAAUUUAUGAAAAAAAUAUUAAGUUAGUCUCUGAAAAUAAUCUCAGUGAAACUCAUAAUAAUAAAGAUAAAAAAAUAUCAUUACAAAAUUUAAAAUUACCUCAAUUAUCAAAUCAUGAUAAAAUCAUUGCUGCAUCUCCAAAAAGAAUUUAUUCAAAUGCCCAUACUUAUCACAUUAAUUCAAUAUCACCAAAUUCUGAUCAAGAAACUUUUAUAAGUGCUGAUGAUCUAAGAAUUAAUCUUUGGAAUUUAGAUUUACCUGAUCAGUCAUUCAAUAUUGUGGAUAUCAAACCGGCAAAUAUGGAAGAAUUGACUGAAGUAAUAACAUGUGCUGAAUUUCACCCAAUUCAUUGUAAUUAUUUCAUGUAUUCGUCAUCGAAGGGAACUGUAAAAUUAUGUGAUAUGAGAGAAAAUUCUUUAUGUGAUAAUAAAGCAAAAGUAUUCGAAGAAUAUGUUAAUCCAAUAAAUCAUAAUUUUUUCACUGAGAUAACAUCAUCAAUAUCUGACAUUAAAUUUAGCCCGAAUGGUAGAUAUAUUGCAUCAAGAGAUUACUUAACCGUUAAAAUUUGGGAUGUAAAUAUGAAUAAUAAACCAAUCAAAACUAUUAAUAUUCAUGAACAAUUAAAAGAAAGAUUGAGUGACACUUAUGAAAAUGAUGCAAUUUUUGACAAAUUUGAAAUUGAAUUCAGCGGUGAUAGUUCGAGUUUAAUGACUGGCUCAUAUAAUAACACUUUUAUGAUUUAUCCAAAUGUUGUAAAUACAAGUGAAUUUGAUAAUAAUGGCAUUUUUAAGACUUUCGAUACAUCAAAGAAAAAUCAAUCAACAGGUAGAAAUUCAAAUAAACGCAAGUCAAAAGGAACUAAUGAAAGUGAAGAGGGACAAGAAAAUCCUGAAAAUAACGGUGGUAAUCUUGAUGAAAUUGUUUUACAAGCCGAUAAAUCUGCUUUUAGAAAUAAACAAUAUGGAUCUUUAGCCCAAAGAAGUGCAAGGAAUAAAGAGUGGGGUGAUGAUAUUGAUUUUAAGAAAAGUAUACUACAUUUCUCAUGGCAUCCAAAAGAAAAUAGUAUAGCUAUUGCAGCAACAAAUAAUUUAUUCAUAUUUUCUGCAUUAUAA
This is a messenger RNA of Kazachstania africana CBS 2517, 1452 nucleotides long. RefSeq names its product protein phosphatase 2A regulatory subunit CDC55 (gene CDC55). The coding region runs from base 1 to 1452 and encodes 483 amino acids. The record is from RefSeq and is a predicted model, not a curated record. Gene Ontology annotation, molecular function: protein phosphatase regulator activity; protein binding. Gene Ontology annotation, cellular component: cytosol; protein phosphatase type 2A complex. Gene Ontology annotation, biological process: peptidyl-serine dephosphorylation. The transcript has a single exon. NCBI's taxonomy places the organism in Eukaryota, Fungi, Ascomycota, Saccharomycetes, Saccharomycetales, Saccharomycetaceae.